AUGUCUUCUUCCUUUCGCUUGCCGCGGAGUUCAUCCAGGGCUACGUAUCAGCACCUCGAGCACCAAGAUCCAGACACAGGGGCUGUCAUCUGGACAUCUGGCAGAGAAGAUGAGAUCCCCCUCCUCAGCGGCGACAGCAAAACGCCACCAGUUUCCACGAAAGACCUUGACCUCUUGGAGCCCCUUUCAACAGUCACGGAGAAACGCUACUGGUGGCAACGAGGUGAUGAACCAGAUGGUGAUGCCAUCGCGACUCAGAAAUCAGUGUUUGACGAUCCUGAGCUGGCAAAGAGAUAUCAGCCUCGUCCAGACUGGGAAAAUAUUCAUCGCUUUGACCCUUCUGCUAGAUGGACUUGGAACGAGGAGAGAAAGCUCGUGAGAAAGAUUGAUAUCCGCAUCAUGGUCUUUUCUUGUGUCAUGUUUAUGGCUCUACAGCUGGACAGGGCGAACCUCAGCCAGGCACUUUCGGAUAAUUUCUUACCAGAUCUCGGCCUCACCACUGACGAUUAUAACCUCGGGAACACGGUUUUCAAACUGUCGUUCCUCUGCGCCGAGCUCCCCUCGCAGGUCCUCAGCAAAUGGGUCGGCCCAGACAGAUGGGUUCCCAUGCAGAUAUGCGUCUGGAGUGUGGUAUCAGCCAGCCAAUUCUGGCUAACAGGCAAGACAUCCUUUCUCGUAAGUCGUGCUUUGCUGGCGAUAUGCGAAGGCGGCUUCAUCCCCGACGUCAUUCUAUAUCUUAGCUACUUUUACAAAUCUCAUGAGCUUUCGCUACGUCUUGCCUUUUUCUGGGCUGCCAUGUCACUCUCUGACAUCAUGGCUGGGUUUCUCGCAGCUGGCCUGUUGCAGCUCCGAGGCUUGCAUGGAUUUGAAGGGUGGCGGUACCUGUUUCUGAUCGAGGGCGCUCUCACUUUCGUUGUGGGCUUAUUAGCCGUCGGACUGAUGCCACCCUCGCCGACUCAGACGGCGAACUGGUUCCGCGGGGAGCAGGGGUGGUUCGAUGAGCGAGAGGAGGUGAUCAUGGUGAAUCGGGUGAUCCGGGACGACCCUAGUAAGGGCGACAUGCACAACCGCCAGCCCAUCACCCUCAGCCUCCUGGCCCAGAGCCUUCUGGACUACGACCUCUGGCCACUGUACGCGCUCGGCCUGGUCUGGGGCCAGCCCGUGACGCCGCCGCACCAGUACCUUACGCUUAUACUCCGCGAGCUGGGGUUCAGCACCCUUGUCACGAAUCUGCUAACUGUUCCCACCACGUUUCUGACCAUGUGCUCCAUCAUGGGCAUCACGUACCUGUCUGACCUUCUUGACGAGAGGGCUCUCGUAGCCAUGAUAUCUCAGAUCUGGGCGCUUCCGUUUCUGAUUUUUCUGUAUGUAGUAGAUGUCACGCAGAUUAACAAAUGGGCAGCAUGGAUGAUUUUGACGCUACUGCUGGCCUACCCAUCUCCGCAUGCCAUACAGGUGGGAUGGAACUCUCGCAACUCCAACGCAGUCCGGCUGCGCACCGUCUCGGCCGCCAUGUACAACAUGUGCGUCCAGACCGCCGGCAUAAUGGCGUCCAACAUCUACCGGGCCGACGACAAGCCCCGCUACCGCCGAGGCAACAGGACCCUGAUCGUCCUGGCCUGCGUCAACAUUUGCCUGUAUCUGCUCGUCAAGGUUUAUUACGUCUGGCGUAAUAAAACGCGUGAGCAGAGGUGGAACGCCAUGUCGGAAGAACAAAGACAGCAUUACCUGGAUACGACGACAGAUGAGGGGAACAAGCGUCUAGACUUUCGAUUUGCGCAUUGA
This is a messenger RNA of Fusarium vanettenii 77-13-4, 1785 nucleotides long. RefSeq lists its product as uncharacterized. Gene Ontology annotation, biological process: transmembrane transport. The transcript has 6 exons. Gene Ontology annotation, molecular function: transmembrane transporter activity. Gene Ontology annotation, cellular component: membrane. NCBI's taxonomy places the organism in Eukaryota, Fungi, Ascomycota, Sordariomycetes, Hypocreales, Nectriaceae. The record is from RefSeq and is a predicted model, not a curated record. The coding region runs from base 1 to 1785 and encodes 594 amino acids.